AUGAACAACAAUCAAAUUCUCUUGUCAGGACUGCUCGCUACAUUCGUCUCCAGCGUUGCUGCUGGUAACUGGAACGCUGGUGACACCAUCGCCCUGUUGAUUGGUAUCGCUAUGUUCAUCGUCCUUCUCCUUGCUUUCUUGGGCUGGUUGUCAAGAAGACAGUAA
This is a messenger RNA of Acytostelium subglobosum LB1, 165 nucleotides long. RefSeq lists its product as hypothetical. Bases 1 to 165 code for a protein of 54 amino acids. The transcript has a single exon. The record is from RefSeq and is a predicted model, not a curated record. NCBI's taxonomy places the organism in Eukaryota, Evosea, Eumycetozoa, Acytosteliales, Acytosteliaceae.